Molecule: messenger RNA, 2386 nt
Organism: Astrephomene gubernaculifera
Lineage: Eukaryota; Viridiplantae; Chlorophyta; Chlorophyceae; Chlamydomonadales; Astrephomenaceae
Source: the annotation of a GenBank genome assembly
AUACAACAGCCAAAACCCCAAUCCGGUGUGACUUAAUCGCUGUGCAAGGCAACAUACGUCUAGAUGUAUACAAAACUAUGAAUAGCAACUAGCAUAACAUCAAGCCUUGCAACAUGACGCGUAUCCUUGAACUCCCGCCUUCAAUCCUGAGCUGCCACGUCUUGAACGACCUCGCCGCUGAAGAUCGCAAGUCUUUCCGAAAUGCUUGCACGUAUGCAAGGCUGACUGUCAACGCGGACGUGCAGUUGGUGCGCUUGUCCGGCAACCAUAUCUAUACGGGCGGGCAACGCCUUAGCCUGCAGCGCUUGGCCGCUGAUUUUAAGCAUCUAGAGUGCAUCGUCCUGGUGGACUCGCCGCGGGAAAACAUAUGCGGCCCUAUCCUCGACCGCUUUUUAGCCCUAACCAACGGCCAGGAUGGAAUCGUGGAGCCUGGUGUCCAAAUCCAGUCGCUGGACGUCAAGCAAUGCAACUUCAUUUCAGCUUCAGAACUCAAGCGUCUUUUAACUGCAUGCCCGCGGCUGGAGCGGCUGCGAACGCCUCGAUGGCUAGACCGCGGCCAUCUGGGCACAAUUCAGCCGCUCGGGAAUCAGCUUGUGGAGCUGGACUUGGGCGAUUCCACGACGGAUGUGCUCUCUCUCACAGACAACAUGCUUGCGAACCUACCCGCGCUUCCGUCCCUUCGAGCUUUAAACCUCAAACGUUGCAUCGCGGUCACCGAUGCGGGCGUCGCGCACCUAAGCGCGGCCCGCCUGCCCAGCCUAACUUCUCUAGACCUAUCUCAAACCCGUGUCAACGGCACUUCUGGCUUUGCUGGCCUUCAGCUCGGCACCCUGUCGGUUCAGGGAUGUCGCGCAUUCGCGGAGCAUGGACUCGCAGCUGUGUGCAGCCAGCAGGCCGGCUCGCUGCGAAGCCUGCAGCUCUGCGGUACCGCCGUACAACCGUACGGCAGAAGCCUCUGGCACGUGGCCCAGGCCACGCGACUGGAGUAUCUGGACUUGGGUCAAGUUUGGGAGGUGGACGACACAGGGCUGGCUGCGCUGUCGUGCUGCCCUCUGGUAGAGCUGCGCCUAGGCAACUUCAACCUGCGACACAGCCGCACUCCCCCCGCCUCCCCCUCCCGCGCACACCUGCAACACGCCUCCGCCGCCUCUGCCACCUCCGCCUCCUCCUUCUCACCAACCAGCAGCUUUACCAGCAGCAGCAGCGGUGGCGGCGGCGGCUGUAUCACCUUUCCCAGCUUGACGCGACUGUCUCUGGGCGGCAUGUUUGCGCAGGUGGGUCUGCACCUGCUGCUGCCGCGCGGCCUGCCCCGGCUGGCCCGCCUGGAACUGUGCGGGCUGAGUACGGCACGGGACGAGGUGCUGCGGCUGCUGCUGGGGGGCGGCCGGGGCGGGGGCGGCAGGCGGAGCGACAGCAGGAGGAGCAGCGGGGGGAGCGACAGCAGCAGCGGUGGCGGGGCGGGCAGCGGAGGCGGCGGCAGGGGGUGCGUGGCGGAGUCACUUCAGGAGCUCCGCCUGGUCUCCGGCGGCCCUGAACUCACCUCCGCCUACAUCCUCUCUCUGGCCGCCCUGCCCGCCCUGCACCGCCUCACGCUGGUAGCCUGUCCCAGCGCCGCCACGCAGCACACGGUACGGCAGCUGAGGGAGGCGGUAUGGCAGGCGGGCGGAAGGCUGCAAGUGGAGGUGUCGCCGGGGAAGCAGGCGGCGGCGGCGGUGGCGGGGACGGUGGCGGCUUAACGGUAACGGCGGCGGGUGCUGCUGAGGUUGCUGUUGCUGAGACUAUUGCUGAAGGGAUUGAGCUGUAUCACUACGAGGGUUGUACGAUUACGCCAUCCUGCAUGAUUUUUUUUAUUGUUGUUGUUGUUGUUUAUUUUCGCCUUGCCUUUCCUACGCUGUGUUGUAUGUAAGAGUCAUCUGUAUAUUAGUUUUGUUCGGUACGGCAUAAAUGUGGCGCACAUCUGUAGGGUGCUGCUCUAUUGGAGAGAUGUGGGUUUGGCCAAAGAGAGGAGAGAUUGGGUGAUGUAAACAGUUGUACAGUACAGCAUAUGGGAGGGGUGAGGUUACGGUGCACAUGGAGGAGGAGGGGCUAGGAGUUGGGUGUCUGCGAGAGGGUUUACGAGGGGCAUGGUUGCAAAUUUCAUUGUCGUAACUUCGUCGUUGUUGUACGAGUAUGAAUAGGUUUGGAGUGUGGUCAAGGUGUUGGUUACGUGAGGUAUUACCACAUGAGGAUAAGGGGAGCUAGGCGCACCAGCCAUUUGGUGCUGCCGAAGGAGAUGAAGGAGAUGAAGGAGUCAGCGAAUGAAGAAUGUGUGUGUCAAGCGUCUUUGCUUUGGAAGUAAAGAGCCGGUGGGUACGAUUGGGUGAUGGUGUAUGCUUUACGAUUGGGG